Notolabrus celidotus (New Zealand spotty) is the source of this 2304-nucleotide messenger RNA. It is a transcript of the gene uba3, whose product is annotated as ubiquitin-like modifier activating enzyme 3. The transcript is spliced from 17 exons. Gene Ontology annotation, molecular function: NEDD8 activating enzyme activity. NCBI's taxonomy places the organism in Eukaryota, Metazoa, Chordata, Actinopteri, Labriformes, Labridae. Bases 489 to 1829 code for a protein of 446 amino acids. Gene Ontology annotation, biological process: protein neddylation. The record is from RefSeq and is a predicted model, not a curated record. Gene Ontology annotation, cellular component: cytoplasm; nucleus.
AAGUAGCUGCCGAAGGAACAAGCAAGAAACAGUCAUUAUCUGCCGGAAAGAUGCUUUCAAAUCUCAUUAAUCUGAGAAAGCACAGCAUGAAUGAACCUUCUUUUAUUCUCUCUUUUUAGGGGGAAGAAAAGAAGGAGAGUAGUGGAGCUGACUGAGAAGUUAGUGAUGAAUUGCUAGAAUUGACGGAAGGUUUGAGGUUACAGGAGAGGAAGGUUAAUGUUAGCUAACCUGUAGUGGCUAUAAACUGCACAGAGAGAAGCUAGGGACACAAAUCCUUGUAGUUAUACGUGAGUGAGCACCAAGCCUGUUCACCAAAUACCAAGCGGUGUCUUUAAUGUCUUUGAGAUCUUCAUUAACUAUACUUUUUCACGGUGAACAUGCUAGCUGUCACUUAGCCUAGCCACCAGGUGCUAUCCAGGCAAGAGAGAAAGGGUAGAGUAAAGCCUCGGGUCAGUAACGCCCACCUGUCAGAAAUAUGUAGAUAUACCAUGUUGUCAAGGAUGGUGGUUGAUGGAUGCAAUGGACGAAGCUGUGAGUGGGAGGGACGAUGGAACCAUAUCAAAAAGUUUCUGGAAAGGUCGGGGCCGUUCACACCUCCGGAUUUUGAACCCAGCACAGAGUCAAUGCAGUUCAUGUUGGAAACCUGCAGGAUUCUAGUCAUUGGUGCUGGUGGUCUGGGGUGUGAGCUGCUGAAAGACCUGGCUUUAUCAGGCUUCCGAAACAUUCAUGUUGUAGACAUGGAUACUAUUGAUGUUUCAAACCUGAAUCGUCAGUUCCUCUUCAGGCCAAAAGAUGUAGGUCGACCCAAGGCGGAUGUUGCAGCUGAUUUCAUCAACAAGCGCAUACCUGGAUGCUGUGUUGUUCCACAUUUCAAGAAAAUCCAAGACUUAGAUGAAACAUUCUACAGGCAAUUUCAUAUAAUUGUCUGUGGACUGGACUCUGUAGUUGCCAGGAGGUGGAUGAAUGGCAUGCUGCUGUCUUUGCUGGUGUACGAGGACGGUGUCUUGGACCCAGGUUCCAUUAUUCCUCUGAUUGAUGGUGGGACAGAGGGCUUUAAAGGCAACGCCAGAGUCAUUCUUCCUGGCAUGUCUGCCUGCAUUGACUGUACCCUUGAGCUUUACCCUCCUCAGGUCAACUUCCCCAUGUGUACGAUAGCUUCCAUGCCCCGUUUGCCGGAACAUUGCGUUGAGUAUGCUCGAAUGCUGCUAUGGCCCAAAGAGAAACCAUUUGGGGAUGGUGUGGUCCUGGAUGGGGAUGACCCAGAACACAUCCAGUGGGUGUAUCAAAGAUCUCUGGAGAGGGCUGCAGAGUUCAACAUUACAGGAGUGACAUACAGACUCACACAGGGUGUUGUUAAGAGAAUAAUUCCAGCUGUUGCAUCGACAAAUGCUGUCAUAGCUGCUGCUUGUGCCACAGAGGUUUUCAAAAUAGCAUCAAGUGCCUAUAUACCCCUAAAUAACUACAUGGUCUUCAACGAUGUUGACGGCUUGUACACCUACACUUUUGAAGCAGAACGGAAGGAAAACUGUUCAGCCUGCAGCCAAGUACCCAUGGACUUGAGCUUUUCUCCAUCUUCCAAACUCCAAGAGGUUUUGGACUUCUUGACUGAGAGUGCCUCGCUACAAAUGAAAUCCCCUGCUGUAACUGCAACAGUGGAAGGAAAGAACAAAACGUUAUAUUUACAGUCUGUCGCUUCAAUUGAACAGAGAACGCGGCCAAAUCUGUCCAAAACCUUAAAAGAGCUCGGCCUGUCUGAUGGACAAGAGCUAGCUGUUGCUGAUGUCACCACACCUCAGACCAUGUUGUUCAGACUAUGCUUCACCUCAUAGGAUAAACUCAAGCACUCCCAUAAACAGCUGAUGUCAUUGUGUUACUUGGCAAACUAUGACUUGGUGCAGGAUUUAUAACAGCCUCAUAAGUAGAACGUUUACAGUGUACCAGAUCACAGUGUAAAUGGAUUUAGCUUUUUUGUUUGUUUUAAUGUACUCAUUGACUCAAAUUAACUUAAUGCACUGAAAAGCCAAAUCAUAGUUCAUAUUCUGCCAUGUUUUGGUGAUACGUUUUCUGUAAAUGUUGCAGAUUUCUGCAUUAAUGUUUAUCUGCACUACAUCCAAAGGUGUACUCUGGGCAAACAAGAAGACAAGUGUUUGUAACUUUGGAAAAAAAGGUUCUGUACUUGUUUUGGUUUUGGAUAUCUUGAAUAUUUAUUUAUUCUAACAGUUGUUUAGUUGCAGUAACCACUGAAGUGGUACCUCACAGACAUCGAUAAUGUUUUGUGAACUGGAAUAAAAUGUUUUUCUUACA